UGGAUUCGUUAGGCGCCGGGAGUCCAUGCUGGUGGUAUCCAGGGAAUUGACUGUUGCCAGUGCAAUCAGCUCGUGUGACGUGAUUCGGCAAUUUUUUUUUAUUCAAGAUGGUAGAUUAACAGAAGCACGCAUCCCAAUUCAGGGAACCACUCCCGCUUCCUACAAACAUCUCUGGCGUCAUCCCAGUCAACCAUCGGCAACGGUCUUCCAGGACAGCAACAUAACUGCGCACAGGGAAUCAAGAGUGGUCUGGAAAGCACUAGGAACACCAACUCGGAUCAGCAUUCUCCUCGAUUCUCCGAGAUCUGAUCCCGCACACCGAUCGAACCGGAUCCAAGACGACUACUUUCUUGCACUACAAGGAGGGCGUCCCUCCUCCCUCCUCCUUCCCUUCCUCCCUCCCCAAUAACUCCGCACCAUGAAGCCGCUCACACUCCUGCAACGGCAACGAAUCACUCUCUCCCUGUUCUUCACCGUCGCCGUCGGCGCAGUCUUCACAGUCGCAACGCCGGCCUUCGUGCCCUGGGAGGUUGUCGACGAGAAGCGUGCCCAGGCAUUGGACCAACAGCGUCGCCAAGGAAAGGACUUUCACGUCCUCGAGACUCGUCGGCGCGCAUCCAAUCAAGGAAGCGACAGUAAUAGCCAAGGCGAUCGUCCAGAAACAGAGGCCACCACCACCAGCAUUAAUCACCCUUCCUCUGCACCGAUCUCUUCACAAGGACCCCUGGUAUCACUCUUGACGGACCGCUCAAAUCCAGAUGCUUUGACCGAAUCAACCACGGAAUCAACGUCCACUGUGGGCACGGAUCCAAAUCUGAGUCCAGAGGCAGUACAGGAUUCGAAUGAACCGAUUAAGAAGCGGAGACGGAGGCGGAAGAGAAAGAUGGUCAACGAGGGAUGGCAGGAACUGACUGGUCGGACAGCAAGGGAAGAAAAGGAGAAACAGCAUACUCAGACAGACUCAACAGCUGUGAGCGAACAACCAGCACUAGGCGAGAAUGGAGGACUGGAGAUUACAUGGAAAAACAAGACCACACCAUAGACAGCAUUGUUAUUAUUAUUAUUACUACUAUUAUCAUCAUCAUCGUCAGGAACAACCAUCAUACUAUCAUACCAUCCUUUGACAUCAAAUGGAAUCAAAUGCAUUUUGUUGCAUACUCUUAUACAAAUGGACCAAACAAAGUGCUCAGACU
Molecule: messenger RNA, 1193 nt
Organism: Gamsiella multidivaricata
Lineage: Eukaryota; Fungi; Mortierellomycota; Mortierellomycetes; Mortierellales; Mortierellaceae
Exons: 1
Coding region: 419-1042 (207 amino acids)
Source: RefSeq, a predicted model, not a curated record